This is a messenger RNA of Diuraphis noxia (Russian wheat aphid), 3652 nucleotides long. RefSeq lists its product as uncharacterized. The record is from RefSeq and is a predicted model, not a curated record. NCBI's taxonomy places the organism in Eukaryota, Metazoa, Arthropoda, Insecta, Hemiptera, Aphididae. Gene Ontology annotation, cellular component: cytoplasm. Gene Ontology annotation, molecular function: protein binding.
UUAUUUUGUGCUUUGAACUUUUUAGUUUUUAUUUUUAAUUUAAUAAUUUGAGGUCUUGAGGGUCUGUUAAUUAAAAUCAACUCACUCAUUCACUGUCGUUUUUCAGUAAACUCAUUAAUACACACUUUCACAUACUAUUACAUUUAUUGCAAUUAUUAAAAAUUAUGUUUCUUUUAUAUUUAUUACAAUUAGGUAUUAAUUAAAUAAUUGUGUUAUUAAUUGACUCUUUGUUAAAAAUUUAAAAUGAUAGAACCACGUUUACCAAUAAAGAUCAACUGAUCAACCAAGCUCUGAAAAUCAAAAGCUCUUUGUUGUUAAUAAUUUUGAUCAGUGUUUGAUAAUGGAAGCCGUUAAUAAGUUGAUUCAACUACUAAAACACAGAGGAGAAUAUUUUGUUACUGGUCAUGACAAAUUAACACUUGAUACAGAAAUCCUCCAUACUAUUAACACAAGAGUAUUAUCAUCACUUCACAAUGAUCAUAUUUUAAAUCAUCACUACUUAUCUGAAAUCUUAAAAAAAGUCACAAAGUUAAAAUUACUCAAAUCAUCUAACUUUGAUCUCAGUCAUUCUAUCAAACUUUUCCCUUUUCAUAGUCUAGUUUAUUUAGAACUUUAUGAUAUAGAUAUAGAAUGGUUGGUAGGUUUGAAUUACGAAAAAAUUGAAGUUCUAAUUAUAUAUGGCUCAUUAAAAUCAUUAGCAAUGUUGUUAAAUAGAAAAUGGGUUAACCUCAAAUAUUUAGCACUUAGAGGCAGCCAUCUUAAAACAUUAGAUAGGUCAUUAUUACUGGCACCUCAUCUCACAUACUUAGAAGCUCCUAGAAACUUACUAACUGAAGUUGAAAAUAUUGAAAAACUAGAAUGUUUAGACAUUUUAAAUUUAAGCAUAAAUAGACUGACUCAAGUACCGAUAUUAAGUGAUUAUGGAGCUAGAAAUUUAACUGUAUUAAUAUUGAGCUACAAUUGCAUAAAUAAUUUAACAGGUUUAUCUAAAUUGACAAAUUUAAAAGUAUUAGAUUUGUCAAAUAACAUGAUUGUGCAUCAUGAUUCAAUAUCAGCAGUAGGUGAUAUGGCUUUUUUAAAAUAUUUAAAUUUAAACAAUAAUCCAGUAACUUACAUAAGGAAUCAUAGAGAAAUAACAUGUGGAUUUCUUCAUGAAAAUGCAGCUGUUGAACUUUUUGAACUCGAUGAUCAGUUACUUUCAAAAUCAGAAAAACAAUAUGUUGGACAGUCUUCMAGAUCGUUAGAUCUGUCAUUUUUACAUUACCAACAGCCUCCUACAAGUGUUAAAGCCAAAAAAAUAAGGUCUCCUGUUAUUGAAGACCACAAAUGGGAAAAAAGUUGCAUUAUUCAAACUCCUGUUCUUCCAACAACUUUAAAAAAAGAAAUUCUAAAGUCAGAACAUUUAUCUACUAAAAAAAAAAUUGAAAAUGUACGAGAAAUGUUUGGAGAAGAUAACUGGUUACAUAGUCAUGCUGGAAGUUAUGUUCAAGAUAUAUUGGGUAUCAAACAGCAAUCAGAAAAUGAAUCCUUUUCUGAAGAAGUUCCUGUACAGGCAGAAAAAGUUAUUGAUGACAGUUAUUCAAAAUCUAAUGAUCUUACUGAUAAAAAGGAGGAUAUUAUAGUAUGUAAUGAAUCUCAAUUAGAAAUGGAUGUGGAGCCAGAAAUAGUUGUUCAAAAAUUAAAUGUUGACUCAAAUCUAGAUUGUAACAUGUUAAACAAAAACAAAGAACCCUUAAAAUUAUCAGAAAAUUAUUGGCCAGCUCAAAAUAUCGACAUGAAAACAAGCGAAUAUUCCAAUAUUUUAUUAUGUUUAACUGAAAGAGAAUUAAAAGAAAGAAAUUCUGUUGAUGGUCAUUUGCUUGCUACCUGGAGCCGAGAUUCAAUUGAAAGUUGUGUCAAAAUUGGCUUUGAUCCUAUUAAACUACAAUUAAACUUUAUGACUAUUAGAAAAAAUCUAAAUCAAAGAAUAUAUACAAUGAGUGAAGAUGAUGCAAAAGAAUUUUUAAACAUUAUUAGUAUGGAGUUAGAGUCAAGGACAUUAAGUGAAAUGAACCAAUUAGUAUUUAAAUGUUUAAAAUGUGCAACAAUAUUUUGUCAAGAAAGCAAUAGAAAUCUUCAUAAGGAAAAGAGAAAAAUCUGUUGUCCUAGUUGUGAUAGCUAUAUCAUUGUACAAAUAGAAGAAGAGCUUCUUCCAUCUACUUCUAAUAAGCUACAGCAUCUUUCAGAAAAAGAUGAGCUAAAUGUUGUUGAAGAAGAAAACUCUAAUAAUUCAACACCUAUUAACUCAAGAUCUAGCUCAGAAGAACCAGAACAACGAAUAUUUUCUAGUAAUGAUAGUGAUGUAGAAGUCAUAAGUAAUCCUAGUGAGAAAUCUGUAGAAAUUCUAGAAGUAAUAUCAAGUACAGAAACCAAAUCAGAAAAACCUCACCUGACUGUUGAUGUCCGAACUGCGUUAACUGAAAGUAGCUCUUCAGGAUCAAUGACAGAUAGUGUGUGUACCGCUUAUGAAAGUCGAAAGCAACGCAACAACAGUUCAUCAACAAUGAAAAGAAGUAACAUCGAUUCUAGGAUUCCAUCGGUAGUAGAUGUGCCUAUUAAGUUCUCUUAUGAUGAUUUUGUAUUAAUUGACCUAAGAUUAAAAUCAUAUGUUCAACAUAAAUUUUUUGGGAAUGAAGAAGAAUUUGUACUUGUUUUUCGUUGUAAUUGUAUAAUGACAAGCCCCGAUCACCGACUUGAUGGGUGUGUGAUCAUAUCCAAUAAAUCAUUAUAUAUAUUUAAAUUCAUCGGCCAACCAGAUGAACUCUUACAAAAAGUGUCUAGACAUCGACUGAGUCUUGUUAAAUCCAUAGCUACUCUUCCGUGGAAUGUUGGUCUAGCCAUUUGUGUCAGUCAACCAGAAAGAGACAUCAAAUAUACAUUUGUUCUCUAUGUGCCACAUAUCACCAUACGAUUAAUUGCAUUUUUAGAAAGAAUAAAACCAUUUGGACAACGAGAAGUAUUAGUUUCUUCCCCAAACACUAAUUCUUAUCUAUACGUCAACAAUAUUCUUUACAAAAAUGAACUGCACUUACCUAUAAUUCACGUGGUGUUCUGCGAAUGUGCAACAAUCAUCUCUGAUAAUGGACUUGUAGAAAUAAUUGACUUACCAGGUAUUGUGAUUACCGAAUAUGAAGUGGUAGUAUUAGGUGGUGAAUGUGCGUGGCUGAUACCUUACGAAGACCAUUUCCCAACAUUAGCUCACGUUCAGCAAAUGAGUUCAUUCAAUUGUAUUGAUAAAAAUGAAGAGACACUUAGAUUACAAUUUAAUGAUAAUGUAUCGUGGUUAUUAAUAGUAAAUCAUACUGAAGCUGAACAUCUGAUGGGUGAAACAAUAAGAAUAUUAACAAACGCUAAACAAAAAUUGUGUUCUGCCAUGCAAAUGACCUAUUAAAAUUGCUCAACUUAGACGAACCAAAUCUUUCAAUAAAACUGUUACAUCUCAAAAUAUCUCAGAAGUAUGCAAUUGAAAUUUAUUAUUUUUUAAAUGAGAAUAUUUAUAAUACUCUUAACGACAUUAACAUAAUUCAAAUUCAUGUGUUCAUUUGAUUAAUUGUUAUAAAUGCAUACCAAGAGCAUAAUGUGUAACUAUUUUAUUCAUUGUUAUUUCUGCAUA